This is a messenger RNA of Marchantia polymorpha subsp. ruderalis, 3160 nucleotides long. NCBI's taxonomy places the organism in Eukaryota, Viridiplantae, Streptophyta, Marchantiopsida, Marchantiales, Marchantiaceae. The record is from the annotation of a GenBank genome assembly.
UCCAAUCUCUGUGAGUCUCUGAGUCUGCCCCCAAUUUAAUGCGUGGCAAACUCUUGCUCGGGUUUGAUUUGUUUAAUAUUCCUCUCCAAGUGGCCUGUCGUCGUCGUUGUCGUCGAGCUCGACAUUCCUGCGGCCUCUCCUCUUUUCUCCAGGGCGCUCAAAGGGCGAGCAGCAGAGAAGAGGACAGAGGAGAGCAGGUCCGUUCGACAUCAUCGCUGCUGCUGGUCCCGCUCAAGGAAGCAAGCAAGAGAAGAGGAGGAGAGGCGACCCGAGAAAGAACGACCCGCAGAUCUGUCCAGCGCCAUGGCUGCUCGGGCGCAAUCGCAGAGACUAGUGCAGCAUGUCUGCCGGAGCUGGAACUUUGGGGCCGCUCCGAGCUCGCAAGUGAGCGGGGCGGGGCAAGGAGCAGCCUAUGGCCGCUGUGUCAGUGCCGUGAGGGCGUACGCCGCAGCCGCAGGCGAUGAGAACAUCGACGUGGUCGUCGUGGGAGGAGGUCCUGGAGGCUACGUCGCUGCCAUCAAAGCUGCGCAAUUGGGCUUCAAAACCACCUGCGUCGAGAAGCGCGGCAGCCUCGGGGGCACUUGUCUCAAUGUCGGAUGCAUUCCUUCCAAGGCGUUGUUGCACUCGUCGCACAUGUUCCACGACGCGCAACAUAAUUUUGCCGCGCACGGAGUGACUGUGACCAAUGUACAAAUUGAUCUUCCCAAGAUGAUGGAUCAGAAGAACAAGGCAGUGUCAGGGCUGACCAAGGGAAUUGAGGGGCUAUUCAAGAAGAACAAGGUGACCUACGUCAAGGGCGCAGGGAAGAUCACAGGCCCAGGAUCAGUGUCGGUGGAGCUGCUGGAAGGAGGAACGAAAGAAAUCAAAGCCAAGCACAUCAUCAUCGCCACCGGAUCCGACGUCAAGAGCCUGCCGGGAAUCACCAUCGAUGAGAAGCAGAUCGUGUCGUCCACAGGUGCUCUGGCUCUGACCGAGAUUCCCGAGAAAAUGAUCGUCAUCGGAGGGGGAUACAUCGGCCUGGAAAUGGCCUCUGUCUGGGGCCGUCUGGGUUCAGAAAUCACCGUGGUCGAGUUCGGGGACGCCAUUGUUCCUUCCAUGGACGGCGAAGUGCGCAAGUCGUUCCAGAGAACCCUCGAGAAGCAAAAGAUGAAGUUCAAGCUCAAAACUAAAGUGUCCAAGGUGGAGAAAUCCGGAACCGGGCUCAAGGUGACCAUCGAGCCUGCCGCUGGCGGCGAGGCCACCACUCUGGACGCGAAUGUGGUCCUCGUUGCAGCAGGAAGGGUGCCUUACAUCAAGGGUUUGGGUCUGGAGGAGGUUGGAGUGAAGGUGGACAAGUUCGGCCGUGUGGAAGUGGACGAUCACUUCAAAACCAGUGUCGAUGGCAUUUACGCCAUCGGAGAUGUGAUCCCAGGCCCCAUGUUGGCUCACAAGGCCGAGGAAGAUGGCGUCGCAUGCGUGGAAUUGCUGGCUGGCAAGGCCGGACAUGUGAAUUACGACACUGUUCCGGGAGUGGUGUACACUCACCCGGAGGUCGCAUCGGUGGGCAAAACCGAGGAGCAGGUGAAGGCUGCAGGAAUUCCCUACAACGUGGGCAAGUUUCCAUUCAUGGCCAACAGCAGGGCUCGUUCCAUCGACGACGCCGACGGCUUGGUGAAGAUCAUCGCCCACAAGGAGACCGACAAGGUUCUGGGAGUUCACAUCAUGGGCCCCAGCGCUGGAGAAAUGAUCCACGAAGCUUGCCUCGCCCUGGAGUACGGUGCCUCGAGUGAAGACAUCGCCAGAACUUGCCACGGCCACCCCACCCUCAGUGAGGCCGUGAAGGAGGCGGCCAUGGCAACCUACGAUAAGCCAAUUCACUUCUAGAAUGUCUUCCUUUUUGUUCAUCUUUGUAGAAAGCAUUGACACCCACCAUUGAAUUUGCGAACUCGAGGGGUACACUAGAUAGAUACGGCUGCCUUCUAUCACACUGUAUGUAGUAAUUACAUGUGAGAACGAAUUGCAUACAUGACUUGGCUGGGUACGAAAGUGAGAAGAAGAAGAAGAAGAAGAAGAAGUUGAUUAUGAUGAUGAUGAAUGAAAGCCAGAUGAGCCCGUGUGAGGAGAUGUACAGCUGUUCAUGGAGCUGACAUUCCUCAUCGGUGAUGGUUUCGAACUUAUCGCUGUUGGCAGGAGUAAGAUGCGAGCCAUAAUGAUGUUUGUUUGUUGGUUGGUUGGAGAUUGCAUUGAUAGGUUCGGGUUGGGGCAUUCUGGGUUGGAUUCUCAAAUUACAGCACUCAAUACGCACUUCGGUCACUCCGUGAGUGAGUGCUCUUAGACAGCUUCAUGGUGGAGAAAUCAGAGUCACUCGUCGUUGUUGGAUUCUGUGUCACAUCUCGCGUGCCGAUCAGCAUGGGUCCAACUCUCCUUCAAUGCCAGUGCGAUUCAGAGAAACCCCGAGUUCUAAGCAGCAGCGAAAGUAUGUAGGGCACAGGAAGAGAGCCCUCUCGAGGCAGGCUUGCAGGGAGAUGGAAUCUACUAGAGCCAAGUUCGGAUCAUGUCGCUGGGCACCGCAUCAGAUGCUUAUAGCCCUACACGUUGAGAUUUAACGUGCUGAAGGUGUGCAAGUUGAUGCACUCGAGAGCUGGCUAACUUAAUUGAGUGGCCGUGUGCAUAAGAAGCUGGUGGAUCCUCUCUCUCCCUGCAUUUCGUAGCAGUUCCCCUCCUUUUCCACUUUUCCCAGUCAUGUCAAGAGACUUACCAAGUGAGUCCAUCUGUAAGUAUUGCCUCCGCAAUAAGUUGUGUUCGAAAUAGCGCAAAUGACCACUUGGGCACGGGCACAUUCUUGAGUUUUCCUCGUUCUUGGAAGAUAUAUGGUCAGUUUAAUGUCCUGAGUUUCCUUUGGAGCAACACCUACGCAUUUGCUUUAUGUGGUGAUGUGGUUGCUGUUUGCGUGUUGCUGCAAGUGACAUGUGAUUAUAUGGAGAGGAGCAUCAGUUUUUUAGCGUCUGUUUACAUUGCAAGUAAUAGGCUUCGUCGUGCAUGGUUGUCCUGCCCCUGUCAGUACAUGGCCAAAAUUGCGUUUGCAAGGUCGAAUACUUCGCACCCUCUCCCUCGGAUGAAGAAUUCAACCGUCUUGUGUAGCAACGCAGAGUUCUGCCUCUUGUGAUUCGACUGGAUCAUG